Manihot esculenta (cassava) is the source of this 1391-nucleotide messenger RNA. Its product is annotated as probable E3 ubiquitin-protein ligase RHC1A. Bases 253 to 1164 code for a protein of 303 amino acids. The transcript has 2 exons. NCBI's taxonomy places the organism in Eukaryota, Viridiplantae, Streptophyta, Magnoliopsida, Malpighiales, Euphorbiaceae. Gene Ontology annotation, biological process: protein ubiquitination. Gene Ontology annotation, molecular function: ubiquitin protein ligase activity. The record is from RefSeq and is a predicted model, not a curated record. Gene Ontology annotation, cellular component: cytoplasm.
UUGCUCUUCUGAUUUGAGAGACAUCACCAGAUCCCUUCUUGCUAAUCUCAUAGAACUUGCUGUUCAAAUCUGAGUGGUAUCACCAGCCAGAUCCCCUUUUGCUAAUCUCAUAGUACUUGCUGUUUAAAUCGGAUUGGUGUCACCAGUUUGUCAUCUCACAGAUGAUAGCUUAAAGCCUGAGUGCUUGCAACGGGAGUUAGGUCCUGUGCUAAUACAGAGAUUUGAUACGACACUGAGGGAGGACAAAAGAGAAUGUCAAGUGGCAGAAAUACCCACUGGUGUUACAGAUGCAGGCGGCCAGUUCGUAUGCGAGGGCUAAAUGCAGUUUGCCCCUAUUGUAGUGGAGGCUUCGUUCAAGAGCUUGACGAUAUGGUGCAAUUCAGCCCAUUGGAUUUCUUUGGAUUGGAGAGUGAAGAUAAUCGUGACCAAAGAUUUGGGCUUAUGGAAGCAUUCUCAGCCUUUAUGAGGCAGCGGUUGGCAGACAGAAGCCAUGACAGCAGAGUGAGAUCAGAUUUGAUUCCUGAGCAUAAUCCAGGAUUUGGUCCUCUGUUGAUUUUUGGUGGCCAAAUUCCUUUAAGAUUGUCCGGAAAUGGUGGGUUUGAAGCUCUUUUCCCUGGGGCUCCUGGAAUAGCACUAACACGGGGUAAUGCUGGUGAUUAUUUUAUAGGCCCUGGACUGGAAGAAUUGUUUGAACAGCUUUCAGCUAAUGAUCGGCGGGGCCCUCCUCCAGCAACCAGAUCAUCAAUUGAUGCAAUGCCUACCAUUAAGAUUAACCAGAGGCAUCUUCGCUCAGAUUCACACUGUCCAGUUUGCAAAGAUAAAUUUGAGUUGGGAAGUGAAGCAAGGCAGAUGCCAUGUGACCACAUAUACCAUUCAGAUUGUAUAGUCCCAUGGCUAGUUCAGCAUAAUUCAUGCCCUGUUUGUCGUCAGGAGCUACCAACACAAGGAUCGAGUAGUGGUUACCAAGGCUCAAGUUCUCGAAGUAGAAACAACUACAGCGGAAGAGAGCAUAACAGGGAAGGAAGACGGAAUCCAUUGUCGUAUUUGUGGCCGUUCCGCUCUUCGAGUUCUAGCUCUAACCAUGAUGGGACAACAGGAAGCAGUUCACCAACCUACCAUGAAAACAACCACCAGAUGGGAUAUUCAGGAUGGCCUUUCAACUAAGAACUCCCCUGUUGUUCUGAAAAUGCUAUAUUUCCUUGUGUUCUGUGAUCAUAAUGGUACACCUUAUUUACUUCAGCAUAUUGAUUGGAGUGAGUGGUUUGGAACCUUGAAGUCUACAAGUCUUGGGAGUCUAAUGUUGAAUAGUAUCUUUUUUUUCCUGUGUUUAUUCUGGAACUUACUGUAAAUGACAUUUUUCUGUUUUGCUAAAGUACUCAUGUUUGUGAAUA